CAGGGCUUGCAGCCGAGCACACGGAGGGACACGCUGAGGUCGCGCGUGGCGGUGUGAAAUAGCUGGUACUUAGAAAAAUCCUGGGAGGCAAGCUGUACCAGACAAGGGAGCGCCUUGGCCGGUUCGAGUUUAAGCGUGAAGUCAUGCUAGAACAACUAUUGAGCUGUAAAUUAAAGGGAAGAUAAUUUCUGCUCGUGGAGGAAAAGAAACGUGAAUAACCUCAAUGGAAGACUCUCAGGAUCUAAGUGAACAGUCAGUAAAGAAACCGUGUACAGAGUCAGAUGGUUCAGAGACGCAGAAUCCCAGGUCUAUGGAAAUGCAGGAUCUAGCCAGUCCUCAUAAUCUUGUUGGAAGCAGUGAUGCACCAGGUAGCUCCAAACUGGAUAAGUCUAGUCUUAGUAGCACAUCAGUUACAACAAAUGGAACAGGAGGAGACAACAUGACUGUGUUAAACACUGCAGACUGGUUGCUGAGUUGCAGUACUCCCUCCUCUGCAACAAUGUCUCUUCUUGCAGUCAAAACAGAACCCAUGAACAACAGUGAAACAACAACAACAACUGGAGAUGGAUCGCUUGACACUUUUACUGGGUCAGUAAUAACAAGUAGUGGCUACAGUCCAAGAUCGGCGCACCAGUACUCUCCACAGAUAUAUCCCUCCAAGCCCUAUCCACACAUUCUUUCUACACCAGCAGCUCAAACAAUGUCUGCCUAUGCCGGACAAACCCAGUAUUCAGGAAUGCAGCAACCAGCGGUCUAUACAGCCUACUCACAGACAGGACAGCCCUACAGCUUACCCACUUACGAUUUGGGUGUAAUGUUGCCAGGCAUCAAGACAGAAAGUGGGCUCUCGCAGACCCAAUCACCACUGCAGAGCGGGUGCCUCAGUUAUAGCCCGGGGUUUUCCACCCCACAGCCAGGCCAAACACCCUACUCUUACCAGAUGCCAGGUUCUAGUUUUACACCAUCAUCCACUAUUUACUCAAACAAUUCUGUUUCGAAUUCCACAAACUUCAGUAGUUCGCAACAGGAUUAUCCAUCAUACACAGCUUUUGGCCAAAAUCAAUAUGCACAGUAUUACUCAGCAUCAACAUAUGGUGCAUAUAUGACCUCAAACAACACGGCUGAUGGCACUUCUUCAUCAUCAUCAACCUACCAGUUACAGGACUCUCUCCCUGGGUUGACUAGUCAACCAGGGGAGUUUGACACAGUGCAGAGCCCCUCCACGCCAAUCAAAGAUCUUGAUGAGAGAACAUGUAGGAGUUCUGGGUCGAAGUCUAGGGGUAGAGGACGGAAGAAUAAUCCAUCACCUCCUCCGGACAGUGACUUGGAGCGUGUAUUUGUUUGGGAUUUGGAUGAAACAAUCAUAGUUUUUCAUUCGCUGCUUACAGGAUCCUAUGCACAAAAGUAUGGCAAGGAUCCACCAAUGGCAGUGACGCUUGGACUGAGAAUGGAAGAAAUGAUUUUUAAUCUUGCUGACACACAUUUAUUUUUUAAUGAUUUAGAGGAGUGUGAUCAAGUUCAUAUAGAUGAUGUUUCUUCUGAUGAUAAUGGACAAGACCUAAGUACCUACAGUUUUGCAACUGAUGGCUUCCAUGCAGCUGCAAGUAGUGCAAACCUUUGUCUGCCAACAGGUGUAAGAGGAGGGGUUGACUGGAUGAGGAAGCUGGCUUUCCGUUACAGAAGAGUAAAAGAGUUGUAUAAUACUUACAAGAACAACAUAGGAGGACUCCUGGGUCCCGCUAAAAGAGAUGCGUGGUUGCAAUUAAGAGCAGAGAUUGAAGCUUUGACAGACUCCUGGCUAACAAAUGCACUUAAAUCAUUAUCAAUUAUCAGCACAAGGAGUAAUUGUGUAAACGUGUUGGUAACAACGACCCAGCUUAUCCCAGCACUUGCAAAAGUUCUGCUAUACAGUUUAGGAGGAGCUUUCCCUAUUGAAAAUAUUUACAGUGCAACCAAAAUAGGCAAAGAGAGCUGUUUUGAGCGUAUAGUGUCCAGAUUUGGCACUAACAUAACUUAUGUUGUGAUUGGAGAUGGCCGAGAUGAGGAACAUGCAGCUAAUCAGCACAACAUGCCUUUCUGGAGGAUAUCCAGUCAUUCGGACCUCUUGGCUCUCCAUCAAGCACUGGAACUAGAGUAUUUGUAACUGUGUUCUAAAGUUGGCGAUCCUUUUUUAUAUAUAUAUAUUUCAAGUACACUGAAUUUUUAUGUGUGAUUCAAUGCCUCUGGCUUUACACAUAUGAAUUGUCUUAAGAAGGGAAGAAAUAUUUGGAAUUAAAAAUUCCAAAUUGAAGAAUUCAGAUUGCUGAAUGAAGUUAAAACAUUAGUGCUACGUAAGGAAGCUCUAUGGUCUUAUAUAUGCAACGUUUUUAAAGGAAUUAAAACUGUGGAGGUUGCUGGUACACACCAAGUGAGCCCUGACAGGAGUGAACAAAGGACUCAAACUGGCAAAGCACCAAAAUGCGUUUUCCAGCCAACAAGGUGGUGUUCAACAACAUUCCUCAAAAUGGGAUAUAUUCUCAGCACUGAGGUUUGAACCAGACUUUAGCCUACCUAACCCAGAAAAUCUGAAUUGGAAUGCACUCAGACUGUAUAAUGACAAUCCUGUCUAGACCUGUAAUUUGUGUAAAUUAUUGAUGAAAAUAAUUUACUGUGACUUUAUUAGCAGCUGAUUUUGGAAGUGGAUGCAAUUUUCUUUCUUUUGGGGGGGCAGGGGAGGGAAAGGGUUAUAUAAUAUUGUCUCUUUUAUAAGUUUGGCAAACAGAAUGUCAUAAUGAUGUGUUGUGCCUUAAAGAGAAGAUUGUGUUUGUGUGUUAUAAUGUAAUUUUGGUUAAAAACUCUGUAGAUAAGCAAAGAAAAACCUUUGUGGUAAUUUUUGACAUGACCAAAUUUGAAAUUCAAAGAAAUCAAAGGGCAGGGCUGCACCAAAGCAUUCAAGUAUUUGUUGCAGUAAGAAAAAAAUAAUAAAGCAAAGUUUGUGUUUUUAUUUGGAUUCUGAAUAAUUCCACUGAUGGAUUGAGAAAAGUUAAGAGUACAUUGGGAGGUUGAUAUUGGGGACCGCUACAUUGAAAGGUUAAAAAUAGUGUUUAACACCUUCGGCAUCAUUUCUUGAUUCUCCAACAAGAGAACUAAGAGCCAUAUUCAUUAAUUACCGAGUCCACUGAAAGCCAUACAGUGAGUGCAUCUGCUGUGUACAGAAGAACAAAGUUCCACCCAGCAGACAAAGCGUUCAGGUGACAUUACUGGAAGGUGAAAAUGUGGAGUUAAGCCCAGAUGGGGAAUAAAACACAAUUCCAUUAGGAAUGAAAAAUUACUAAAGAUACUCAAGUCAGUCAGACAUGCAACUGAUGCUCCAUUUAGCAUAUUCAGGAUCAACACAAGCUGCUGAAAUUACUGACAUAAUGACAUUGGCCAUUUCAGGAGCAUUGGUAAAUAAAGUAGCAUUUUGGUAGUUUUUCAAUUGUGUUCCACAUUUCCAUGUAUUUUGUUUUAGGUCAGCAUGAUUUUCCUCACCCAUUUUUGAUUGCGCAAAAUACUACACAGGGACAACCCUAAAAUUUUUUUGAACCAGAAAUUUCAAUAGUAUGUCAGGCAUCUGAGGAGAGGAUAAGGAGAUAAUUUUUAUCAAGAAAGAUUGAGAAAUAUAUCACCUUAACUUUCAUAAUUUCUGUUAAAAGUUACAGUCCAUACAGUGAUGAUUACCUUGUGAGUUUGAACAUGCUACCUUUCAUCUUUGGAAAAUGAGCAAGAUCCAUAUUGUACACAGGGUCCUUAGUGCUCUAUAUGCAGCUUGAACACUCUGAAACAACAGCAAGUGGUUUGUCUCUCGUUGCAGAAAAUGGAAACUAAUUUUUUCGAUUUUUAACACUGUAUGUGGAGACACCUGAUGUUGUCUGUGCACUGAACUGCAUGAAGAGGUGCAUGCAAGAGAAGGUAUUAAAUGCAAACUCCAGGAUGCCUGCACAAGCACAGGCACUGAGUAGUUGGCACUGAGGUGAAAAUCUUCCCUCUCUCUGCUAUGAAGCCAACAUAUGCCAUAAUUACCAGGUAGUAACUUCGCUGAUUUAAAUUCUGUUGAGGUUACAUGAAAGUUAGUUGGUUGGUGAAAGCCUGGAGCCACUAAAAGUACAAGGCAAAACUCCUCUAUAAAUUCAUAAAAAUGGGAUUUCUUCUCUGUUUUGGAGUUGAAUAUGCAAGUCACCACACAACAAACUAACAAUAAUUUGUUAUCACUCCACAGUUUAAAGCCAUCACAUGAGACUUGCCACAUAUGAAAACACUAUAGACUAGCUAUUUGGGUGAUAGAUAUAUGUGUCCAAGAAAAGUAAAAAUUAUGCAUACCUUCUUUAUAUUUUCAGUACCUGUCUAGUCAGAUUUGUCCUGGAAGUACCUUUUUCAUAAAAAGCUGUAGUAGCAGCAUUUUGUAGUUUUUCAGAUGGGAAAAAGUGUUUCUACUGGAAUAAGAAAAAACUUUGAAGCCUUUCUCAAGUUCCAGCUUUGCAUAAAAAUCUCAAUGUAAAAGCAUGAUAAGCAAAAAAAUUGGUAUGGUGAAUUAGCUUUUCUUUUUCUUUUUCUUUUUCUUUUUUUUUUUUUUUUUUGAGAAGUCAUAGUGUUCUUUAAAUGCAUGAAGCAAUAUUAUUUCCAAGUUACUUGUUCAGUGUUCUUUUCCUAAUCAGAUGUAAGAACAAAAAGUGGCCCAGCAACAACCAGUGGUUCUUACAAAAGGUUUGCAGUGCCUUCAUUGGAGUUGUGCUUAGCUUUCUGUGGUGGAUGCAGCUCAAUUUGUAUACUGGACUUCUAAAGAGGAGAUGUAGGCAAAAGGAGGGAAGUUUUACAGAGAAUGAUAAAGUUCUGUGUGCUACCAUAGCAGAAGUUAAUUGUAAAACUAAGUAAUUUGCAAAAACGUGAAUCCAAAGACAAUUCAAGGAUUUAGCUCGAAAGCCUUCGCAACACAAAAUUUCAGAGCAUGAAUACUCUCUUGCUAAGCAAAAAUUGCUAUAUACCUUUAAAUAAAAGUGUGUAGUACUUUCCUUGUAGGGAGAAAUUAGUCUGAUAUAUUUUCCUGCAUGAACAAUACAGAGCAGAAAAUAACCAAGGCAGAGACAUCAGGCUGUUCCAGAUAGGCCUAAGAAGAUUAAACUGAAGGUUGGUCAGUUUGACACUGGGUGCAUUUUAAUUCAAAAGCAUAUUAAUCAGAAACUACCUUCCCUUCAGCCUCUCCUCAACAACCAAGAUUGAGCACAAGGUCAUGUUUGCAAGCAUUUCUGGCAAAUGAAGUAUAGAAUAGAAUGCCUUUUGCUGAUACUUUAGCAGUUCUCAGUACAGAACAUGGAACGUUCGUUAGGCAUUUGAGUACUCAGCUUGCAGAAUACAAAUAUUGGGUGAUUGCAGUCACAAGCUGGUAUCUUAAGUAGAUAUAAAUCUGUGCAGUUCAGUAAAAGAGAACAGAAAAAAAUUAAAGAUAGCCUUAUUUUUAGAUGCCUGUGGAGAUUGUGCACAAAGAUCUAGGUGGCAGCUAGCUCCCAGAUCUGUUUUCAUUAGAAUCCAGUGUGAGCAGCAGCGUUUGCAUCUGAAGCAGGUGUGGAGUGUGUUCUGGCGCAAACAUUGACAAGGGAGAUGAGGCCAAAUCAAAGUCCUGCAUACAAGCACACUUCAUCUUGGGGUGGAUGAGAUCCUGAAUUCCAUCAGAACUGAAGAGUUUAUGGAGAGUAAAGACUUGACCCAUUACAGGGAGACGAGGUUUUAGCUGUGAGGUUGUAUCCAGAUCCAGGGUUUCAGUUCAAAAGUCAUCUCUGCUUUAAAGGAUUGACAGCAGGCAUAUGCUGUAAAUGAAUAUGGUAUUUAGUAUCUCUGAAGAGAAGCUGAAGUGACAGAAGCCAAAAUCCCAGCAAUAGCAGCAUUAUGAAGAUUUGAAGCCAAGGGUCUCUGUCAUGUAUUAGCAGAUUAUAGUUUAUUAGGGCCUACCUAAUUUAAGAAAAUGUAAAUUAAAAUUAAAAGCUUGUAAAAUUAUGUACAUCUUUACUAUUUCUCAAUAAAUACACUUGGAAAUGUCUUUUUUUCUGCACUAUA
Molecule: messenger RNA, 6066 nt
Organism: Empidonax traillii (willow flycatcher)
Lineage: Eukaryota; Metazoa; Chordata; Aves; Passeriformes; Tyrannidae
Gene: EYA4
Product: EYA transcriptional coactivator and phosphatase 4
Exons: 20
Coding region: 224-2143 (639 amino acids)
Biological process (GO): cell differentiation; multicellular organism development; negative regulation of extrinsic apoptotic signaling pathway in absence of ligand
Cellular component (GO): nucleus
Molecular function (GO): protein tyrosine phosphatase activity
Source: RefSeq, a predicted model, not a curated record